This is a messenger RNA of Morus notabilis, 1197 nucleotides long. RefSeq names its product WAT1-related protein At1g25270. Lineage: Eukaryota; Viridiplantae; Streptophyta; Magnoliopsida; Rosales; Moraceae. Gene Ontology annotation, cellular component: plasma membrane. Gene Ontology annotation, molecular function: transmembrane transporter activity. The transcript has 7 exons. Bases 1 to 1197 code for a protein of 398 amino acids. The record is from RefSeq and is a predicted model, not a curated record.
AUGGGCGGGGGACAGAUUUACGAGGCUCUGCAUGCGCUUAAGCCGGCGUUGCUAAUGGUGGUGGUUCAGAUUGCCUACGCCGGCGUCAACGUCUUCUACAAAUUGGCUGCUAACGACGGAAUGAAUUUGAGGAUCAUUGUCGCUUACCGUUUUGUUUUCGCCACCGCUUUCAUCCUUCCUCUUGCUCUUUUCAUUGAACGGAAAAGCAGGCCAAAGCUGACUUGGAUGGUUCUUUUUCAGUCAUUUUUAUGUGCCUUAUUUGGUGGAGCACUAACACAUAAUCUAUAUAUCGAGAGCUUGAAUUUAACGUCGGCAGCAUUUGCUUCUGCGAUGAGCAAUCUCAAUCCUGCUAUAACAUUCGUAUUGGCUUUCUCCUUCAGAAUGGAGAAGGUGAACAUUGGAAACCUGGCGGGGAAGGCGAAAGUAUUGGGAACACUACUUGGUAUCGGUGGAGCAAUGAUUCUAACUUUCUACAAAGGUGUAGAAAUUGAUAUUUGGUCCACAAACGUUGACCUUCUGUAUCAUGGUCAGCAAAAGAUUAGCCACGUGGCACCACCCCAGACUGAUUCUAGCAAUCGUGUCUGGGGCUGCGUGUUUGCCCUGGGUAGUAGUACGUGUUACAGUCUCUGGCUCAUCAUUCAGGCUAAAAUGAACGAGAAAUACCCCUGCUUCUAUUCAAGCACAGCUCUUAUGUCAACGAUGGGAAUGAUCCAGACAGUAGGUUUUGCCCUCUGCACCGAACGGGAUUUGAGUCAGUGGAAGUUAGGUUGGAAUAUCAGGCUCCUCUCAGUCUCAUACUCCGGUGUUAUGGCUUCGGGAGUAGCAGUGACGCUCGUUGCGUGGUGUGUGCACGCGAGAGGUCCCGUGUUCGCCUCUGUUUUCAACCCUCUCAUGUUAUUGCUUGUAGCCAUUGCCGGAUCACUGGUGCUGGACGAGAAGUUGCACCUUGGAAGUGUAUUAGGAUCAAUUCCGAUCGUGAUUGGAUUAUACAUGGUGUUGUGGGGAAAAAAUGAAGAGACGAAGAAAAUCAUACAACUAGCACCUUCAGAUCAAGGCCUUGGUUCCCGACAGAAAUCAAUAGAAAUUGUUGUAAGUACUUCUCCAACUGCAGAUAACAACAAAACUUGUAUCACAUCAGACAACAACAACAACAACAGCACUAAUAAUGGCAGCACAACAAGCAUCAAUAAUGAAUAG